AUGAGCGAUCAAAGGAGUAAAACCAAUAGGUGGAACUGGGAGGUGAGUGGAUUCGAACCGAGGAAGUCGUCUUCGAAUGCAUCCUUUGAGGAGACUAGUCACCGUACGACUGGUCCACUGGUUCGUCGGAACUCGAUUUCCACGGCUUCUCUUCCGCCUCACUCCUCGUUGCUCCCGAAGAAGCAAGCGCUUGCUUCUAAGGUUAACGGAUUAAAGGAGAAAGUUAAGCUUGCGAAGGAGGAUUACUUAGAAUUGAGACAGGAAGCAACUGAUCUGCAGGAGUAUUCUAAUGCAAAGCUUGAAAGGGUUACACGUUAUUUAGGUGUUCUGGCUGAGAAAAGUCGUAAAUUGGAUCAAUCUGUUCUUGAGACUGAGGCUAGGAUAUCUCCACUUAUCAACGAGAAGAAAAGACUGUUUAAUGACUUGUUGACGGCCAAAGGGAACAUUAAGGUUUUUUGCCGUGCAAGACCAUUGUUUGAGGAUGAAGGUCCCUCUACUAUAGAAUUCCCCGGGGAUAGCACCAUAUGUGUAAAUACUAGUGAUGAUACUCUGUCCAAUCCCAAGAAGGACUUUGAAUUUGACCGAGUUUAUGGACCUCAUGUUGGUCAAGCUGCACUGUUCGGUGAUGUCCAACCUUUUGUUCAAUCUGCACUGGAUGGAUCUAACGUCUCUAUAUUUGCCUAUGGACAAACUUAUUCAGGGAAGACAUACACCAUGGAAGGUUCGAAUCACGACCGUGGUUUAUAUGCUCGUUGUUUUGAGGAACUUUUCGACCUAGCCAAUUCUGAUUCAACUUCCACAUCUCGAUUCAGUUUCUCUGUUUCAGUGUUUGAGAUUUAUAAUGAACAGAUCAGGGAUUUACUUUCGGAAAUUGAGAGCAACUUGCCGAAGAUCAAGAUGGAUUUACACGAAUCUGUUAUCGAACUCAGACAGGAAAAAGUUGAUAAUCCGUUGGAGUUCUUAAGAGUUCUAAAAUCUGCACUUCAGAACCGGGGCAAUGAUAAAUCAAAAUUUAAUGUGACCCAUCUGAUUGUCACAAUACACAUAUACUAUAGCAACACGAUUACGGGAGAAAAUAUAUACAGCAAGCUUUCUCUGGUUGACUUGGCUGGAAGUGAAGGUUUAACCGAGGAAUAUGACAGUGGAGAACACGUCACUGAUCUCCUUCAUGUCAUGAAUUCAAUUUCAGCGUUGGGAGAUGUAUUAUCUUCUUUGACGUCAGAAAAAGAUUCAAUUCCUUAUGAGAAUUCAGUUCUUACGAGAAUACUUGCAGAUUCACUAGGGGGAAGCUCCAAAACAUUGAUGAUCGUUAACAUUUGUCCAAGUGCGGAAAAUUUGUCUGAGACAAUAUCAUCUCUAAAUUAUGCUGCUAGAGCUAGGAAUAUUGUACCAAGCCUUGGGAAUCGAGAUACAAUAAAGAAAUGGAGAGAUGUGGCAAGUGAUGCUCGGAAGGAGCUGUUGGACAAAGAGAGAGAAAAUCAGAAUCUGAAACAAGAGAUUGUGGGCUUAAAACAAGCACUUAAAGAUGCAAAUGACCAGUGUGUGUUGCUCUACAGUGAAGUGCAGAGGGCAUGGAAAGUUUCAUUUACAUUGCAAUCAGAUUUAAAGUCAGAGAAUACUAUGCUUGUAGAAAAACAUAGACUAGAGAAGGAGCAGAAUUCUCAGUUAAGAAAUCAGAUAGCUCAAUUUUUACAGUUGGAUCAGGAACAGAAGCUGCAAAUGCAACAACAAGAUUCCACCAUUCAAAAUCUCCAGGCUAAAAUUAUAGAUUUGGAAUCACAAGUAGGUGAAGCCGUUAGAUCCGACACAACAACAACAGGAAAUGCCUUGCAGUCUCAGGACAAAUUUUCUUCGAUACCAAAAGCGGCUGAGAGCACAAUUGACUCUUCUUCUGUUACCAAGAAACUAGAGGAAGAACUGAAAAAACGUGAUGCACUGAUUGAGAGGUUGCAUGAAGAAAAUGAAAAGUUGUUUGAAAGAUUAACAGAAAGAUCAAUGGCUGUUUCGACCCAGGUAUCAAGUCCCUCAUCAAAAGCCUCGCCAAACAAUCAGCCUCCCAAUGUUCACAGUAGAGGCGAAGCAUUUUCGGCAGAAGCUGUUGCUUUACCGUCUACAGCAAAUAAGAAUAGCGGAGCGAUUACUGUAGUAAAAUCUGGCUCUGAAUUAGUAAAAACCACUCCAGCUGGAGAAUACUUGACAGCUGCAUUGAAUGACUUUGACCCUGAAGAAUAUGAAGGUCUUGCUGCCAUUGCUGACGGCGCAAACAAGCUACUGAUGCUGGUUUUGGCUGCUGUUAUCAAGGCUGGUGCUUCCAGAGAGCAUGAAAUCCUUGCUGAGAUCAGAGAUUCAGUCUUUUCAUUUAUCCGGAAAAUGGAAUCAAGAAGAGUAAUGGAUACCAUGCUUGUUUCCCGAGUCAGGAUAUUAUACAUAAGGUCCUUACUGGCACGGUCACCUGAGCUUCAGACUAUCAGGGUCUCUCCUGUCGAAAGCUUUCUUGAGAAGCCUAAUACUGGUAGAAGUAAAAGCACUAGCAGGGGUACCAGCCCAGGCAGAUCCCCAGUUCGAUAUUCGGAUAUGCAGAUUCAUGGUUUUAAAGUAAAUAUAAAGCCAGAAAGGAAGAACAAGUUUUCAUCUGUGGUUUCAAGAAUGCGUGGACUGGAACAGGAUUAUGGGAGGCAGCAAGUUACUGGAGUUAAGCUGCGGGAGAUGCAAGAUGAAGCCAAAAGUUUUGCUAUUGGGAACAAAGCCCUAGCUGCAUUAUUUGUUCACACUCCGGCUGGCGAACUGCAGCGACAGAUUCGGUUAUGGCUUGCAGAAAAUUUUGAGUUUCUUUCCGUUACAGCAGAUGAUGUGUCGGGAGGAACCACUGGGCAACUAGAGCUCCUUUCCACCGCAAUUAUGGAUGGUUGGAUGGCUGGACUAGGGGCCGCGGUGCCACCUCACACAGAUGCUCUCGGCCAGCUUCUGUCUGAGUAUGCAAAACGUGUUUAUACUUCUCAAAUGCAGCACAUGAAGGAUAUUGCUGGUACCUUGGCAGCAGAAGAGGCAGAAGAUGCUGGUCAAGUGGCUAAGCUUCGAUCUGCUCUCGAGUCCGUUGACCACAAAAGAAGAAAGAUUUUACAACAAAUGAGAAGUGAUGCAGCUUUGCUUAACUUAGAAGAAGGCAGUUCUCCUGUUCAAAAUCCUUCGACUGCAGCUGAAGACUCAAGAUUAGCGUCUCUCAUCUCUCUGGAUGGCAUAUUGAAACAAGUCAAGGACAUUACAAGACAAGCCUCUGUCCAUACUUUGAGUAAAAGCAAGAAGAAUGCAUUACUCGAGGCCCUUGAUGAACUCACUGAGCGAAUGCCUUCUCUUCUUGAUAUUGAUCAUCCAUGUGCACAAAGAGAAAUCGCUACAGCACGCCAGUUGGUUGAGACAAUCCCUGAACAAGAGAACAAUAAUCUUCUGGAACAAUCGCACGACCGGAGACCCUCAUUAGAAUCAAUAUCCUCAGGUGAAACCGAUGUGUCUCAGUGGAACGUUUUGCAAUUCAACACAGGUUCUUCAGCCCCAUUCAUCAUAAAAUGUGGAGGUAACGCCAACUCAGAGCUCGUGAUCAAGGCUGAUGCACGUGUUGAAGAGCCUAAAGGAGGUGAAAUUGUCAAAGUUGUCCCAAGACCUUCUGUGUUAGUUAACAUGAGCUUAGAGGAAAUGAAACAAAUGUUUGCUCAAUUACCCGAAUCUCUAAGUUUGCUGGCUUUAGCUAGAACAGCUGAUGGUACAAGAGCUCGCUACUCUAGACUCUACAAAACUCUGGCCAUGAAGGUUCCCUCUCUUAGGGACCUUGUUGGGGAGCUGGAGAAAGGUACCUAA
Arabis nemorensis is the source of this 3852-nucleotide messenger RNA. The record is from the annotation of a GenBank genome assembly. NCBI's taxonomy places the organism in Eukaryota, Viridiplantae, Streptophyta, Magnoliopsida, Brassicales, Brassicaceae.